UUAGACUGGAUUAUUGGAGGCCCAUUUACAUUUCUAACCCAAUUACAUCCAAUCCAAUAUGAAAAUAUAAGCUUCCUAUUUAUAGAGACAAACAAAGCAAAGCAAAAGGUUCGUAGGGUUUUGCUUCGUUUUCUCGGCGGCGCUGGUGAACCAUGGUUAAGCACAACAAUGUUAUCCCUAAUGGGCACUUUAAGAAGCACUGGCAGAAUUAUGUCAAGACUUGGUUCAACCAACCAGCCCGAAAAACCAGAAGAAGAAUCGCUCGGCAGAAGAAGGCUGUAAAGAUUUUUCCACGACCCACUGCUGGACCUCUCCGUCCAAUUGUUCAUGGGCAGACAUUGAAGUAUAACAUGAAAGUUAGGGCUGGUAGGGGCUUUUCUCUUGAGGAGUUGAAGGUUGCUGGCAUACCAAAGAAGCUUGCACCAACCAUUGGAAUUUCAGUGGAUCAUAGGCGUAAGAACCGUUCUUUGGAGGGUCUUCAAGCAAAUGUGCAGAGGCUCAAAACUUACAAGGCUAGACUGGUUGUGUUCCCAAGACGUGCCCGCAAGUUCAAGGCUGGUGAUUCAGCUCCAGAGGAAUUGGCCAAUGCCACCCAAGUCCAGGGUCCAUACCUACCUGUAGUUCGUGAGAAGCCAUCUGUUGAGCUUGUCAAGAUCACAGAUGAGCUGAAAUCAUUCAAGGCGUAUAACAAACUCCGUGUGGAGAGGGUGAAUGAACGCCAUAUUGGUGUGAGAACAAAGAGAGCUGCAGAGGCGAAGGAAGACAAGAAAUAGUGAUAUGAUGAUCCUAGGUGUAUUCUCAUUUGUAUUUUGUUUUGGCAAAUUUUUGCACUUUUUGUUUUUUGACCCUGGUUACUGAACUUGUUUGUUUUGACUUCAAAUCUUAGUACACUCAUUAUUCCAGUUAAGUUGAUGAAUGUGAGAAGUUUUAUUUAUUUAA
Molecule: messenger RNA, 939 nt
Organism: Ziziphus jujuba (common jujube)
Lineage: Eukaryota; Viridiplantae; Streptophyta; Magnoliopsida; Rosales; Rhamnaceae
Product: large ribosomal subunit protein eL13z
Exons: 5
Coding region: 153-773 (206 amino acids)
Biological process (GO): translation
Cellular component (GO): ribosome; cytosolic large ribosomal subunit
Molecular function (GO): structural constituent of ribosome; RNA binding
Source: RefSeq, a predicted model, not a curated record